This is a messenger RNA of Vigna unguiculata (cowpea), 736 nucleotides long. RefSeq names its product thymocyte nuclear-like protein. Lineage: Eukaryota; Viridiplantae; Streptophyta; Magnoliopsida; Fabales; Fabaceae. Gene Ontology annotation, cellular component: nucleus. The record is from RefSeq and is a predicted model, not a curated record.
GAUUUUGAAAGUAGGGUUAAAUAGGCGGGAGGAGAUUUGGGGAAAAUGGUGAGAAGAGAGAGAGAGAUGGCAAAGAGAGAGAAAGAGGAGGAAAAAGAGAAGAAGCAGAGGUAUCUCUUGAAAACGGAACCGUCGGAGUGGUCGUGGGAGGACCAGGCGGCGAACGGAGGCAUAAGCAAUUGGGAUGGGGUAAAGAACAAGCAGGCCCAGAAAUAUCUGAAGUCCAUGUCCAUCGGCGACCUCUGCUUCUUCUACCACUCUGGUUCCAAGGCCCGCCGUAUCGUCGGCGUUGUCUCGGUGGUCCGCGAGUGGGACGGCGAUGCAGUGGACGUGAAGGCCGUUGGAGAGAUGAGGAGGCCGGUGGACUUGAAGGAGAUGAAGCAUUUCAAGGAUUUUGCUCUCCUCAGACAACCUCGGCUUUCUGUUGUCCCUGUUCCCGACCUCAUUUGGGACCAAAUCUGUCUGUUGGGAGGCGGCUACCACGGCGACUCCCACGGUGACUCUUCUCCCUGAUUUCACGACUCUCACAUUGUAAUUGCAACCCUAACCCUAAUCUUCACCGCCACCACCGUCACUGGGUAAAGUGUCUUUUCGUCUCCUCAAUCUCAGAGAUGAGACGUGUGGGCUUCUGCCUAUUCAUGUUGGGCCUCUCUACCUGUAUCUGGGCCAUUGUCCUUCAAGAAACGAUCAUCCUUUUUUUAAAAAAAAAAAAUAUGUAUUUCAACCUAAAAAAUAU